This is a messenger RNA of Spirodela intermedia, 412 nucleotides long. NCBI's taxonomy places the organism in Eukaryota, Viridiplantae, Streptophyta, Magnoliopsida, Alismatales, Araceae. The record is from the annotation of a GenBank genome assembly.
AUGGCGAGUGAAGAGGUCAGCACGAAGCUCCUACGUUUUCUCAGCUUCGCCGGCGCCGGAGGUUUUAACCCUAAACCAUUGAGGGGCAUCCUCUUCCUCUUCUUCUUCUUCUUCUUCUUCUUCUUCUUCUUCUUCUUCUUCUUCUUCUUCUUCUUCUUCUUCUUCUUCUUCUUCUUCUUCUUAUUUGCUUGUCGUUCCUCAGUCUUUGCUUGUCGUCGAUGUCCCCGUUGACGAUCGCCGACUGCUGAUCCGCUCGUUUCCUGCUCUCCCAGUCGUCUGCACGGCGGGGAUCAACAUGUGGCGGGAUCUCGAGCGGAAAGCCGCUCUGCAGAAGGCCGUCGAAGGGGCUUCCGAAAAGCCGGGGACUAUCCCCAGCGAAAACGCGGCGGCCACCGCCGCAGCAGAACACUAG